AGCACCGGAAGCCGCUCCCCUGUGAGGCUGCGGACUCCGAGCGCGGCCGCAGGUCCAGGCGCCAUGGCUGCGGAGCGGAUCCGGCCGCUGCGAGGCUCUGGCGGCCCGAGCGCGCCUAGUCGGUGUGAGCUCGGCGCGAGGUCCCGGGCCCCGGGGCGCUCGCUCAGGUAAAUUUUUCCAUAACCUUAUGGAGAGAAAGGACUUUGAGACAUGGCUUGAUAACAUUUCUGUUACAUUUCUUUCUCUGACGGACUUGCAGAAAAAUGAAACUCUGGAUCACCUGAUUAGUCUGAGUGGGGCAGUCCAGCUCAGGCAUCUCUCCAAUAACCUGGAGACUCUCCUCAAGCGGGACUUCCUCAAACUCCUUCCCCUGGAGCUCAGUUUUUAUUUGUUAAAAUGGCUCGAUCCUCAGACUUUACUCACAUGCUGCCUCGUCUCUAAACAAUGGAAUAAGGUGAUAAGUGCCUGUACAGAGGUGUGGCAGACUGCCUGUAAAAAUUUGGGCUGGCAGAUAGAUGAUUCUGUUCAGGACGCUUUGCACUGGAAGAAGGUUUAUUUGAAGGCUAUUUUGAGAAUGAAGCAACUGGAGGACCAUGAAGCCUUUGAGACCUCAUCAUUAAUUGGACACAGUGCCAGAGUGUAUGCACUUUACUACAAAGAUGGACUCCUCUGUACAGGGUCAGAUGACUUGUCUGCAAAACUAUGGGAUGUGAGCACAGGGCAGUGUGUUUAUGGCAUCCAGACCCACACUUGUGCAGCGGUGAAGUUUGAUGAGCAGAAGCUUGUGACAGGCUCCUUUGACAACACUGUGGCCUGCUGGGAAUGGAGUUCCGGAGCCAGGACCCAGCACUUCCGGGGGCACACGGGGGCGGUGUUUAGCGUCGACUACAAUGAUGAACUGGACAUCUUGGUGAGUGGCUCUGCAGACUUCACUGUGAAAGUAUGGGCUUUAUCUGCUGGGACGUGCCUGAACACACUCACUGGGCACACAGAAUGGGUCACCAAGGUGGUCUUGCAAAAGUGCAAAGUCAAGUCUCUAUUGCACAGCCCUGGAGACUACAUCCUCUUAAGUGCAGACAAAUAUGAGAUCAAGAUUUGGCCAAUUGGGAGAGAAAUUAACUGUAAGUGCUUAAAGACGUUGUCUGUCUCUGAGGAUAGAAGUAUCUGCCUGCAGCCAAGACUUCAUUUUGAUGGCAAAUACAUUGUCUGUAGUUCGGCACUGGGUCUCUACCAGUGGGACUUUGCCAGUUAUGAUAUUCUCAGGGUCAUCAAGACUCCUGAGAUAGCAAACUUGGCCUUGCUUGGCUUUGGAGAUAUCUUUGCCCUGCUGUUUGACAACCGCUACCUGUAUAUCAUGGACUUGCGGACAGAGAGCCUGAUUAGCCGCUGGCCUCUCCCAGAGUAUAGGAAAUCCAAGAGAGGCUCCAGCUUCCUGGCAGGCGAAGCGUCCUGGCUGAAUGGACUGGAUGGGCACAAUGACACGGGCUUGGUCUUUGCCACCAGCAUGCCUGACCACAGUAUUCACCUGGUGCUGUGGAAGGAGCACGGCUGAUGCUGCGAGCUGCGCCGCUGACUGACUUCGGGCGCCGGGGCUGCGGGUUUUGAGUGCAACCUCUGUGGCAGCCGACUGCAUGAACCAAAGUUCUCACCUAAUGGUAUCAUCACGCAGUGCACAAUCAUUUAUCUCUGUUUGCCAGGGGGCCAGGGCUCGGGGUGGGGGAGGGCUCAUUUUGUUGACAUACACUGCAGCAUGCUGAUGGGGUGCACCACUGACUUCAUUCGUACUUAGUUAUGUUGGUCAGUAUAAGAGGCUGCAUUUGGGGUUCAUCUUUCUUGAAUAUUGGUUUUAAGUAAAGAUAUUUAAAUGGCUCAUUAAUCUGCUAAUUGGUUGCCUAUAAAAACACAUUCAGUCUAUUAUUAAAGCUUUUUACCAU
This is a messenger RNA of Lipotes vexillifer (Yangtze River dolphin), 1934 nucleotides long. It is a transcript of the gene FBXW2, whose product is annotated as F-box and WD repeat domain containing 2. Bases 188 to 1552 code for a protein of 454 amino acids. The record is from RefSeq and is a predicted model, not a curated record. Gene Ontology annotation, molecular function: protein binding. NCBI's taxonomy places the organism in Eukaryota, Metazoa, Chordata, Mammalia, Artiodactyla, Lipotidae. The transcript has 8 exons.